Molecule: messenger RNA, 2537 nt
Organism: Strongylocentrotus purpuratus (purple sea urchin)
Lineage: Eukaryota; Metazoa; Echinodermata; Echinoidea; Camarodonta; Strongylocentrotidae
Product: monocarboxylate transporter 9
Exons: 5
Coding region: 535-2163 (542 amino acids)
Biological process (GO): transmembrane transport
Molecular function (GO): monocarboxylic acid transmembrane transporter activity
Source: RefSeq, a predicted model, not a curated record
GUUUCGUCAAUACACGAUGAGCCAUUGACCUUACGAUCAAGCAAAAGGCUUUAUAAUACAAUGGUCCGACGUACAAAAGGCUGAUAACGGUCAGCUCACUGCAACACGGACAUUAUAACGCCUUGAUUGGCUGUAACGUACUUUUUUAUUAGCGAUGAGUAGACCUAGCUUUCGUAUUGAGUCGCGUAGGAGUUAUACAGCGCUAGCAUCCAACCAGGGACACUGCCACAAAUCGUUUGAGGGUCCAUGAUCUGACCAUAGACGUAAUAGAAAAAGCAAUAACGCCUUGGCUAUAUAACGUCCUUUUUAUUAGCGAUCAGAGUCGUGUGAGGGAGUUACAGCACUAGCAUCCAAAAAAUCACAUUUCGUUUGAGAGUCUCGUCUGACGGCCGACGGUUGUAUACGGUACAGCUUCUACUCUGGUAUACGUUGGAACCGUACCGCAAUGCUCACGAAUCAUUCAGCCGGUAAAUGACCAUUUGAUCUGAUCUACUGCUGAAUGUCGAUGUCGUCAUAAGCACAAAAGCUACAACAAUGGCUAAGCCGGGUGCCAGAAUCAUCCUUGCCGCUCGGUUCACCUUCUUCUGCAUGGAGAUUGGUCUUGCCAAGUCAUUCGGCGUGCUCGUCCCCGAAUUGGAAGAACAGCUGCAGACUUCGAACGCCAUCAUCGGUCUCAUCACAUCACUCUCCUUGGCAACGAUGUACCUAGGAUCCCCGAUCGCGAAGAUACUCAUACACCAACUUCCUCGUCCUCGUAUGCUAACAACUCUGUCCGGACUGGCGGGAGGAUGUGCUCUGAUUGCAACAGCAUUCACCCGAAAUCUUGUUUUCCUGGGACUUCUCUUCAUGUUCGUAGGAUUAUGUUGCUCGGUGGUAAAUCUUCAAGCACUUGUGCUCCUACACGACUACUACCAGGAAGAAUUCCCUUUUGCGAGCUGCAUCUCCGUUCUUGGUAUUCCUUUUGGUGCCGUUGUCUUGCCCCCGAUCACAGAGAAGCUCUUAGAGCAAUAUGGAUUGAGCGGCACGCUGAUGGUAGUGGGGGCGCUGGUUCUGAACAUGAUUCCGAUUGGGCUGGUGCUAAAAGUUCCAAGAACCCGUCCAGGUGGUAAGAGUCCGGAGGAAAAGAGAGAGCUUGAUCCAUUCAUGCUAGUGAAAGCGUGUGAAACUCAAGAAUAUGUUCAAAUACCAUCCGCCAAAGAUAUGACGAGUGAUGCAUGUCCAGAUGAUGAAGAUACUCAAGGAGAUGGGCAUUCGACGAUGGUCAAUGGGCGGAGGCUAACAGGAGAAAAUGAGUCUAUGAUCCAGCGUGACGGACCUGUGUUGUCUUCAGAGGCGAAUACUGCACCCAUUUGUGAUACAGAGAUUGCACGAUGUCCGCAGUCUGCAGAAGACACUUCACUUUACACGGGUAGAACAGAUAAAGCACGGCAGCUUUCGCACAAUUCCAAAAGCUCUAGCGAGGACAUUCGUAUGGUUGAAGGGUCGAUUAUAUCAUCUUGCCUUUCCAUUUUCCAUUUCGAUGUCUUGAUUAAGGAGCCGCUAUUUUCGAUCCUCCUUAUUCCAAGUACUCUCUUGUCCUUCUUGGUGACAGGUGGAUGGGUUCUUUUCGUCGUUCUCUACGCGGUCGAGCACGGAAUCGACAUCGCCCGCGGAACCUAUCUCACAACAUCCGGAGCCGUUGGCGGCAUUGUUUCGUCCAUCCUUAUGUCCAUUGGUCUUCGCUAUCGCCCGGAAUGGAGUCCGCUGUACUUGCUGUGGAACCAGGCGUUGCAGACUGUCGUGUUCUUCCUCCAGAUACUCUACUCAUCGUACAGUUACCUGAUGGUAAUGUCCUUCCUUAUCGGCUUCGGAUUAUUCGGCCAUAACGUGACCAUUGAAGCCGUGUUGUCUGAGGUUGUACAGAGCAAGAACUUCCCUGAUGCGUGCAGUGUCUUCUACCUGAUCGUCGGCAUUGGAUACAUCGGGUCGGGUUACAUUGCAGGUUUCGUCCGAGAUCAAACCGGUAACAUCGAGCUCCUAUUCGUGUUUCUUGGGGCGACUUCAAUGGCAUCAUGCGGUCUCAUCUUGUUGAUCGUAAUACUCAUGCGAAGAAAACCAAACCUGCGAAGCCUUGAUUCAGUACAAAAGGAAGAUCAGAAGUCAGACGAAGCAAGACGUGUCUAAUCAACACAGUGGAGGAAAACGGCUUUCAUCUCAUGUUUUGGUCAUACUUUAACAUUAUCAAAAAAACUUUAAAAAAAAACAACAUGAGGCAAUUUCAAUAUCCGUGUUCAUCACUCAUUAAACGUUACGUAAUCCGAGUAAGGUUUCAAUAGUGGGGGCUGUUAGGGCUAAAUAGGGGUUGUUUGGUGCAGAUUCUUCUAAAAGCACCAAAUUUGGCCCAGAGGUAGAUUAUACCCAUAGAGAUAUAUAUACUUAAGUGUUAGUAGUAUAUAUCUCUAUGAUUAUACCGUACUUUUAAGAUUUCUGCCGGACGCCAAGAAGGGCGCCCUCUGGGUAUGCCAUAUUGGGCAAAUCCAAAAUGGCCGCCAUCUGAG